This is a messenger RNA of Cryptococcus wingfieldii CBS 7118, 1377 nucleotides long. Its product is annotated as acyl-CoA dehydrogenase. The transcript is spliced from 7 exons. The coding region runs from base 1 to 1377 and encodes 458 amino acids. Gene Ontology annotation, molecular function: flavin adenine dinucleotide binding; oxidoreductase activity, acting on the CH-CH group of donors. The record is from RefSeq and is a predicted model, not a curated record. Lineage: Eukaryota; Fungi; Basidiomycota; Tremellomycetes; Tremellales; Cryptococcaceae.
AUGAGUGAACACCCUGUCCUCCGCUACAUCUCUCCAGGCGCCUGGAACCUCAUCGAGUCCCAAAUCUCACAGAGAGCAAAAGACCUCUUGAAUGACGUGAUACCAUCCGAGGACUUGUACCACCUUCAGAUCCCCGACGACCCGGCUACUCGCUGGCAAGCCAUCCCGCAAGCGCUGGAAGACCUCAAGGCAAAGGCAAAAUCAAAAGGGUUGUGGAACUUGUGGCUUAGCGGGGGAGAGUUUCAGGGUAUGGCAGGUGGCCAGGGUGGAGGUUUGACGAACCUCGAAUACGCGGUGAUGUCGGAGAUCAUGGGCCAGUCAAUCUACUUGGCCUCCCAAGCCACCAACUGCUCUGCCCCAGACACCGGCAACAUGGAAGUCCUCGCCCGUUUCGGGACCUCUGAGCAGAAACAAAAGUACCUCGCCGGGCUGCUCAAAGGCGAGACCAGGAGUUCCUUUGCCAUGACUGAAUAUGGCGUCGCCUCGUCAGACGCAUCCAACCUCCACAACACCACCGCCUCCCUCUCCUCUCCUUCUUCCACCCACUAUUCUCUUUCCGGCCACAAAUGGUGGAUCUCUGGUGCCGGCGACCCACGCACAUCCAUCCACAUCGUCGUCGCCGUCACCGACCCCUCCAACCCUUCUCCCCACAAACGCCACUCUUUGCUGCUCGUCGAGCCCAAGCAAAAGGGCGUCAAUGUGGUGCGUCCGAUGAAGGUGUAUGGGUACGACGAUGCCCCCGAAGGGCACUGCGAAGUCGUAUACGACAAUGUCCAAGUGGACAAGAUCAAAGGCGUUGUAGGCGGCCCCGAAGGUCUCGGACGGGGAUUCGAAAUGCUCCAAGCCAGGCUGGGGCCGGGGCGCUUGCACCACUGUAUGCGUUCCCUCGGUAUCGCCUCCCGUGCACUAGACAUUCUCCUCCAGAGGGUCUCUUCCCCGAACCGAAAGACCUUUGGCAAGUAUCUCAAGGAACACGGCACGGUGCUGGCAGAGAUUGCGCAUGCGAGGGCGGAGUUGGACCAGUCGAGGUUGUUGGUCUAUGCGGCGGCAAAGAGGAUUGAUCAGGCGGGAGCCAAGGGGGCGUUGCAGGAUAUCGGGAUUGCCAAGUUUACGGUGCCGGCUAUGGCGCUCCGCACUGUCGACCGUGCUAUCCAAGUCCACGGCGCCGAAGGACUCUCGCAAGACCAGCCUUUGGCGGCUUGGUAUGCCCAGCUCCGAACCUUGCGUUUUGCCGAUGGGCCGGACGAAGUGCACAUCCAACAAAUUGGGAAACGCGAGCUCAAGAGGGUGGAGGAGCUGCAAGAGAGGAGUGCGCGUAUCAGGCGUGCUAGCGAGAAGCUGCUGAAGGCGAAUGGAAAGGAGAGGGCCAAGUUGUAA